AUGCCCCUGAGAAGAGGAUAUCAAGAGCUUCAGAGAUUGAUCGGGAGAGGAGGCAUUGGGGAGGAAGGUCGGGAGGGAGGAGGCGGUGAAGCGACUGAGACGGCGGCGAUUCUGGUGGUGGAAGGGAAUUGUGCUGAAGAGAUAAAUGAUUCAAGUGCUGGCUGCAGCGAGGAGAAUGCUGCGGCAAGAACCAAACCCGUUCUCAAGGAGAAAGAGGAGUUUCAGCUUGAGGAGGUUAAGCUACCACAGGGCAUCGAAUCAAUCACUGUUUCAAGUGUUGAUUUGCACCCUGAAAAUGCUGGAAGCGUGCUUCAGUUUUUAGAGUUCUGUCUGACUUUUAGAGAGGCUCUGGGUUUGAGGGACGGGCAAGCUCAUUUGGUUGUACGUGAGGUUCUAUCUGGGAGCCAAGAGCAUUCUACGCUUACCCAGACGAUAAUCCAAUUAUUGACUCUUAUACUAGUUGACAGAGGAGACAUAUCGGUUGGCUUGAGUGCAACUGAUGACAGGUGGUUCACUAUUCUUGGAAAUUGUCUUGCGGAAUCAGAAGUUAAGCUUGAUGACUUCCCUCCUGAGAUGUUUCAGAAAGGCAUUUCUGAGUAUGAGGAGAUGGAUUCAUUACAAAAGCUUAAGCUUUUGAAUUUUGUAUGCGAUGAAGCGCUUGGCAUAUCGGUGAUGAGGAAUUUCAUUGAAAACCCUGAAUAUGUUGAAAAGAAAAAGAAAGCAGAAGAAAAGUUGAAUGCAGCAGAAGCUAGGGAGAAACAACUGUAUCAGAAGAUAAAAAAUGACUUUGCCAAAGCUGAAGCAGAUAAUAAUGGGGUUGCAUUAACAAUCGAACAACGGCUUGCAAUUAUAUCGCAAAUGUCUGCCGAAUCCGAAGAAGUUCAUUUUGAAAAGAAAAAGAACCAAUUCCCGGUUGAACUGGAUGACAAUGAUCUUAUUCUCUGGAAUUUGAAGUCGUACAAUGAAGAACCAACCAUUUUGCUUCAAGAUUUGGGAAGCUGUAGUGACAUAUGUCCUCAUGAAAAAUGGUAUUCUUUUAGCUCCGAGCAGAAACCACAGGUUGAGAAGUACAUCACUUUCAAAAAGUAA
Brassica oleracea var. oleracea is the source of this 1089-nucleotide messenger RNA. RefSeq lists its product as uncharacterized. The coding region runs from base 1 to 1089 and encodes 362 amino acids. The transcript is spliced from 8 exons. Lineage: Eukaryota; Viridiplantae; Streptophyta; Magnoliopsida; Brassicales; Brassicaceae. Gene Ontology annotation, cellular component: nucleus. The record is from RefSeq and is a predicted model, not a curated record. Gene Ontology annotation, biological process: regulation of DNA-templated transcription.